CUUGGAAUCAACGAUGUUCCCUCGGCGACUCAAUCAUUCAAAGAGGCAUCGGGGCAGAGGUACGUACCCAAUAUUGACGUACACGUGACAUCCUCUGAGACAGUCAGCAGUUUGUACAACGGCAAACCACCGAAGAACCCCGGGCUUUGUGACAAUUUGUACCGAGAUGCCACAACAUUGGACUCGGACAGCUAUUGGUGCGGACAAAGUGACCCCGCUUCCUGCCACCAUUCACCCUUGGUCGACAAUCUUUGCUUCGGAGACACCCCGCUCACAAACGCGAACCGAGACUCUGGAUCCGGUGGUGUGAGCACCGAAACCCUGGUGGACUUUUUUCUGUGCAACGGUUCGCAAAGCCUGCAGUUGAAAGAACUCGUUGCCAUAGGAUGCACCAACGACCGCGUUGUAUCCGAAAUGAGCACCAAGUCUACUGACCUGGUUUUCAGCGAUCAUCAUGGACAGCACCAGAGCCAAGAGCCAGCAGCAGAGUGGACUCACAAUGCAGAUGCUAUGAUAUGCAGCUCGCCUCCAAUGCCCCAUCAACUAAUCUCACAUCAAGAACACGACGAUGCUCUACAAUGUUCGAAUUCGAACGUCGAGUCCGAACCUUGGGCAAGCCGUCGCAGUCCCCAAAACGCGAGACCAGCAACACUGGCCCCGACCCUCAGGAAAGCUUUUUUCCUCGGGUAUGUGACGAGGAAGCUGGAGGGAAACACGAACGAACGGCCUGGACCUUCAAGUGGAGCAAAUGACCUCGAUUCCUCCGUUAGCGCCACCAUGUCGACUAGCAGUGCCCCAGAAACUCUAGCAGCCCAUCGGGCUUUUUACGCUAACCAAUCAACGAGGAGACCCCCCUUAUCGGAUCAACACAGUCAGGGAUCUGGUUCUUAUAAAGUGUAUUUGAACAAAAUUGAGUCCCCACCGCCAGGAAGCAGUCGAGCACGCCGGUGGGGGCAGACGGAUGUCGAGAGAAAGGCGAAGGCAGCAAUGAGUUCAUAUGAACAGUUCCGUGUCAAGCUAUCUUUCUUGAAUCUGUUUAAACGCCGAAAUGUGGCUAAGCCGAAGUGCAGCAAUAAAAAGUCCCAACUCCCCGCGCGUCUACCGGAAACUUUGAAAGAAGUCGAACCCCGCAAGAAGAAAUCGGGAUUCUUUUUGCUGAGGAAACGAUCUCGGACCAGUGACAACGACGGGACGAGGUCUUUUACCUCUGCACUCCACGAUGACGAUACGGGACCUUCCCAGGGUACGGGCACUUUCACCGGAGUCAUAAGACGUGAAGAUUUACUCAGGCAUUCGGUGAUAGCAAAAGAUGCUGACUCGGACGGCGUCGGGUUCACGCAUUACUACAAAACGGUGACGAAACAGGACGUCAAAGUUAACUCGAAAUCCACCGGAGCGGCACCCCAGUCCAUGAAGUUCCAAAAAAGGAAAUCCACCUCGGAGGAUAGCAACAGUGGGAUACGUUCUCUGCGCAUCAGUAGCGUGCCGACAACGCAAUACAACGAUACCGCCCCAAACCCCACGGCAAGAAGCCUACCGGAACCAGUUUUAUCAGGCGUCAACGGUAACCAAAGCGCAGACGAAACGAGCACGCCCCCUAAGCACGCCCCCAGGUCAGUUGUACUGGAUGAACAUCGUCCCGGUCAAUCGCCGGCAGAGAAGAAUGCAUUUUCGGGCCUGGAUUUCGACUGCGAUCUCAUGACGCCUGAACUACCCAUAUCUCGCGGUCAGCGAGUCAUGGAGCUACAAGGGGAAAUUAAACGAGAUCUGGUUCUAGAGAACAGCGUUGGCGGAGAGAGCAUGCAUCAAAACAAUUCAUCCGAUGACGGCCCUGAAACUAAUGGCAGCGGUCUGCGUGAACAUAUUAAAACGGUCGAAGGAGCUUCAAUGGCUAUUUUAGAACGGGGAUUUCAUCACGUGCGGAAUGACAUGGAAGACACGACUACCGGAUUGGGUUUAAACAUCCGGGGCCACCUAGCGGAAGAAGCAGAGUAUAAUUUGGGUAGAGAAGCUGAACAUUACUGGAGUGCAUCGAAGCUAAAGUUUCAGUGGCAUUCGUUUAGUGACUUAGAUAAAAUACAUGACGACGCAGCCGUAGACGGCAGAAAAAGAGCUGAGAGAAAACUUCAAAGCAAGUCGGCACUCGAAUUGUGUCAAGAACCUCUGAAAAUGCUUCCGAAAUGUAAGUCAGU
This is a messenger RNA of Lymnaea stagnalis (great pond snail), 2192 nucleotides long. NCBI's taxonomy places the organism in Eukaryota, Metazoa, Mollusca, Gastropoda, Lymnaeidae. The record is from the annotation of a GenBank genome assembly.